Cucurbitaria berberidis CBS 394.84 is the source of this 1458-nucleotide messenger RNA. RefSeq names its product tRNA-splicing endonuclease-like protein subunit Sen2. The transcript has a single exon. Gene Ontology annotation, cellular component: tRNA-intron endonuclease complex. Lineage: Eukaryota; Fungi; Ascomycota; Dothideomycetes; Pleosporales; Cucurbitariaceae. The record is from RefSeq and is a predicted model, not a curated record. Gene Ontology annotation, biological process: tRNA splicing, via endonucleolytic cleavage and ligation; tRNA-type intron splice site recognition and cleavage. Gene Ontology annotation, molecular function: nucleic acid binding; tRNA-intron lyase activity. Bases 1 to 1458 code for a protein of 485 amino acids.
AUGGCUGUAGCCACACCUGCGCAAGCUUCACCCGAAGGCGCGCCAUGUGAAAUUGGCGCAACGUCGCAGAAUCCAGAGAAGGCUGCAAACGGUGCACCGAGGAAACCGCGCCAAAAGCGACCCAACUACCACCAGAUCCAUGCCAACCCACUUCCGCUUGAGGUCUAUCCAUUGCCCGUGUUCAUCCCACACAACCCGAUUUCACUAGUAAGGAUUGCUAUCGGCCUGAUUUCUCACUCGAUCUGGCCACCACAAUCACAUAAAUUGGUCCACCAGGCCUAUUACUCCCCAGAAACCCAGUCCAUCCACAUUACAGACACUGCCUCUAUCCGCGCCUUGUGGGAACAGGGCUUUUGGGGGAAAGGCUCUCUUAGUCGAAGCGAACCGCAAUGGCUGGUUGCUGAAAAGCGCCGUCAGGGUGCGGAAGCUUCAAAGACUAGCGCCGAAGUCACGCAGUCCCGGCGAGAAGAGCGCAAGCAGUUCAAGCUGGAGCGAGCGAAAGCUCAACGUGAGGCGAUUGAGCAGCAACUGCGACAGGAGGGGAAAUUGGACGCAGAUGGCAGCCUUGAUGAGUUGGUUGAGAACGGUCAAGUGUCCGAAUCUCCUCGAGGAACUAUCUACACGCCCAAUGCUGGAGAUGUCGUGACCGUGACAGGUGACUCGAUCGUAUUCGAAGUUGAUAAGAGUCUUGCCAACACCGAGGAAGCAUUGUCAUGGGGCGCAAAUGGCGUUGACGCCGUUCAGGGAACUGAAGUCCAGGAUCUGGAGCACCUUCAACUUUCCCCGGAGGAAGCUUUUUUCCUCACAUACGUUCUCGGCGUCUUGGACAUAAUCAAAGACGGCGACCUUGAUGUAAAGGAAGCUUUGAACCCAUACCCGGCUUGGUAUUUGAUGCGACUGUAUUGCGCUCAUGCAUCUUCUCCGGUACAACAGGAUAAGAUUUCCGAUCUGCAUAUGGCUUACCAACUACGCGAGGGCCUACAGCAAGUCUGCCCCGUCAAGUCAUGCCCUCCAACCAUGGAGCCCGACAACCCCUUUCUGCUGAAGUACGUUGUGUACCACCACUUCCGCUCUCUAGGCUGGGUUGUCCGUCCUGGUGUCAAGUUUGCUGUUGAUUAUCUCCUCUACAUCCGCGGGCCGGCUUUCACUCAUGCUGAGUUUGCCAUUAUGAUCAUUCCUUCAUACUCUAACUCGUGGUGGGAGGACAACCCAGAAAACUUGACUCAUAUGAAGGAGAAGGAGAAGGAGUAUAGGGAUUGGUGGUGGUUCCAUCGGGUCAAUCGCGUGCAGACCCAGGUCAUGAAGACGUUGAUUCUCGUCUACGUAGAGGUGCCUCCGCCGUGGGAUGGUGUUGGUAGGGGAGAUGACUUGAAAUUCGAUGUUGGAGCAGUGCUGAAGCAGUACUCGGUGAGAGAGUUUGUCUUCAAGAGGUGGAGUCCGAGUCGGAAUCGAGAUUGA